Talaromyces stipitatus ATCC 10500 is the source of this 3129-nucleotide messenger RNA. Its product is annotated as spindle pole body component, putative. Gene Ontology annotation, molecular function: microtubule plus end polymerase activity; microtubule plus-end binding. The record is from RefSeq and is a predicted model, not a curated record. Gene Ontology annotation, cellular component: centrosome; spindle pole; microtubule plus-end. Gene Ontology annotation, biological process: microtubule polymerization; establishment or maintenance of microtubule cytoskeleton polarity; mitotic spindle organization. Bases 1 to 2754 code for a protein of 917 amino acids. The transcript has 4 exons. Lineage: Eukaryota; Fungi; Ascomycota; Eurotiomycetes; Eurotiales; Trichocomaceae.
AUGGCUGACGCCGAAGAAGAUUACUCCUCUCUCCCUCUACCAGAUCGCUUCACACACAAGGUCUGGAAAGCGAGGAAAGGAGGAUACGAAGAUGCUGCCAAACAGUUUGAAAAGACACCCGAUGAAUCAGACCCCGUGUUCGCUCCCUUUUUACAAGAUCCGUCGCUGUGGAAAGGCGCUGUUGCCGAUUCGAAUGUCGCUGCUCAACAAGAAGGUUUAGCAGCGUAUUGCGCGUUUUUGAAAUAUGGAGGUGUGCAAGCUUGUACAAGAUCGCGAGGCGCUACGGUCUCCGCUAUCGCCGAAAAGGCCCUUCCAUCAGCACGUCCUGCCGCAAAAGCAAAUGCACUAGAAGCUCUACUCCUACUCAUAGAACUUGAUAAAGCAGAUCCCGUCAUCGAAGACUUGUUACCUAUCUUAUCUGCGAAGCAACCCAAAUCUGUCGCUGCAGGACUCAAUGCUAUUACAGCCAUAUAUCACAACUACGGAUGCAAGAUCGUUGACCCAAAACCCGUCCUUAAAAUUUUACCAAAAGUUUUUGGUCAUGCCGACAAGAAUGUUCGCGCAGAAGCACAAAAUCUUACCGUGGAGCUGUACCGAUGGCUCAAGGAAGCCAUGAAACCGGUAUUUUGGGGCGAGCUGAAACCAGUGCAACAGCAAGAUUUGGAUAAAUUGUUUGAGAAGGCCAAGGAAGAGGCCCCUCCAAAGCAAGAGCGAUUGACGAGAGCACAGCAGGAGGCGAUGGCUUCUGCUCCGGCUGCCGGUGAGGACGAUGCAGGUGGAGAAGCUGGGGAAGAUUAUGGGGAGGAUGAUGGUGAAAUGGAACCCCUCGAUCUCGCAGAACCGGUGGAUGUCAUGCCGAAAGUACCGAAAAAUCUACACGAACAGCUGAGUUCUACAAAGUGGAAGGAUAGGAAAGAAUCUUUAGACGAACUAUAUAAUGCGCUCAAUGUUCCUCGAAUUCAGGAAGCGCCAUUCGACGAGAUUGUCAAGGCGCUCGCAAAGUGCAUGAAGGACGCGAAUAUUGCAGUUGUUACAGUUGCUGCCAACUGUGUGGAUUUGCUUGCCAAGGGUCUACGUUCAGGAUUCGCAAAAUACCGUUCAAUAAUCAUGUCACCCAUCAUGGAGCGCCUGAAGGAGAAGAAGCAAUCGGUUGCUGAUGCGUUGGGACAAGCUCUGGAUGCUGUGUUCGCUUCCACUGGUCUUUCGGAAUGCCUUGAGGAAAUUUUCGAAUUUUUAAAACACAAAAACCCCCAGGUGAAGCAGGAAACGGUGAAGUUUCUAGUCAGGUGCCUCCGAACAACGCGUGAUGUACCCUCAAAGCCUGAAGUGAAGUCAAUAGCUGAAGCGGCAAUCAAGUUACUCACCGAAUCGAGCGAAGUUGUACGAUCAGGCGCCGCCGAAAUUCUAGGAACCCUGAUGAAGAUUAUGGGUGAACGAGCGAUGAAUCCUUAUCUUGACGGCCUAGACGACAUCAGGAAGGCCAAGAUCAAGGAAUACUUUGAUACAGCGGAAGUGAAGGCCAAGGACCGACCUAAGCCUAUCAUCGCACCUCCUAAACCCGCCGUUCCAGCUGCGAAGAAGGCUGCACCAGGCUCAAAGAAACCUGCCCUCGGAUUGAAAAAGUCUGCCCCUGCUGCUGCACCGCCGCCACCGGUUGAAGAACCAUCUCCGCCUCCUAAACCUAAGGCUGUUCCCAAAUCAGGCCUUGCACGUCCAGGUGGUGUACCCAAGUCGGGGUUGGCUACUCCAGGUGGUGGGCUAAAGAUGCAACGACGUAUUCCUGGUGUUGGCGGCGCUGCAGCCGGAUCCCCUCGACGUGUAUCAUCGCCACCUCCAGACGAACCCGCGCCCGCACCACCGCCAGCGCAGCCCAAGUUCGGUUUAGGACGAGGACUAACUGGACGACCGAUCAGCAAAACUGCGGCGCCUGCAGAGGCGGCACCUGUUGCUGCACCUGUGAUGUCUGGUCUCGCAGCCGUUGAGCGGGCUGAACUAGAGGAGCUCCGUCUCGAGAAAGAGCGCCUCUUGAAGAUAAAUGAAGAUCUUAAAUCAGAAAAGACCAGGCUCUCCUCGCAAGUGACGGAGCUUCAAAAUCAAAACGCACAACUUAUUGAGGACCAUACCCGUGAUGUGUUAAGCAUAAAGGCCAAAGAAACACAAUUGGUUCGUGCUCGUAGCGAUGCGGAGACCGCAGAACAAACAGUGCAGAAACAACAACGCGAGAUUGACCGACUCAAGCGUGAAUUAACUCGAGCUGUUCGUGCAUCAGCAGUGAGUCCCCCGGCAGUAUUAUCAGAUGGACUCCAUGCUGGUGUCUCCGACAACGGUCCAUUAUCACCAGAAACAGGUACCUAUAGUAGCAACGGCUCUCGCGCUGGCCACUAUAUGGGCUCGCGAUUGGAUAACCGACCACGAAGCUACAUCUCUAGUCCUAGUGAAGACAAAGAGAACAAUGGCUUCGGCUCGCCCACCGCCGAAACACAUCUUGACUCAACAUUUGGCCGCCGGAAAUUCAGUCCACCCGUCGGACAAAGUCUUUCAAGUAGAGGCAGCCCAGUCCGAGCAACGUCUCGCUACGCAUCUGCUAGUAGCAAUCACAGUGGCGAAGAUCAACCAUCGAUAACGAGUCGAUCAGCCGAGCCAGCUGAGAAUUGGAAACGAGCGGCUGAAGUGACGAGUCAAUUGAAAGCUAGAAUUGAGCAGAUGAAGGCUCGACAAGGUCUCACCCGCCCUCCACCAUCAGCUCAUUCAUAGAGGCAAUGAUAGCAUAAUAUAUCUGGUCUCGAUAUCAUCAAACUACCCGGAAGAAGAUACCCCCGUGUAAUGACUUUUACGACUGGAAUUCUUGUGUUUUUCCUCCUUUCAUUGUUUAGCAAAUUGUUUUACUAAAUGCAAUGGGGCUUUUCUUCACUCUCGCUCGCUCUUGCUCGAAUAAUAUCAUCUCUGGUCAGUCUGAGUCUGAUGCUUUUAACUUUGCUGGUGUUCGGCUAUUUUUCUCCUAUAUCGUAUCUAAUUGAAUUCUCCAGUGGUAUCAUUAUGGAGUUUGUGGACUGUAUAUACAUACCUCUUGCUUUUUCAUACAUCGGCUAAAUAUCAGUUACGCCCGCGAAUCAAAAUGUACUACUAUAC